Solanum verrucosum is the source of this 648-nucleotide messenger RNA. RefSeq names its product probable E3 ubiquitin-protein ligase XERICO. The coding region runs from base 72 to 569 and encodes 165 amino acids. The record is from RefSeq and is a predicted model, not a curated record. The transcript has a single exon. NCBI's taxonomy places the organism in Eukaryota, Viridiplantae, Streptophyta, Magnoliopsida, Solanales, Solanaceae.
CAAAAUGCACCCGGGUGCAAACCUAAAUGUACUAAAAAAGAAGAAACUUCUCUUUCUUUCUAUACACAAUAAUGGCUGCCCUUUCUCAGCUGUUAGCUCAUAUCUACACCAUGACUCUAGUCUUCUUCACCAUUCUAAUCCUCGAACUCGUAAUCUUUGUACGCUCCAUAACCGACACAAUCUCCGAUUCCGGCCGCGGCCGCCCCAUCACCACCAAGCAAUACCUCAAACUCAUCGAUGAAAAAAACCCGGUCAGCCAGUUCAAAACCGCAUCAAUCAACCCGGCCGGUUUUCCCGAUACCUGUGCGGUUUGUUUAUCGGCAUUUGAAGACGGCGAACAAGUACGGAAGUUGAAAUGCAAGCAUAUAUUUCAUAAGGAUUGUUUGGACACGUGGCUCCAACAGGAUUCUGCCACGUGUCCACUCUGCCGGAAUAAGGUGCUGCCGGAGGAAAUUGUGGUUAAAUUCCGGCAGCACCGCAACCACCAGACGGAGUAUGAAGGGAGUGAUGAGGAGCUCAUUUUUUUGUUAUCUGCAUUACAUGGUAAUUAUAUUCGUAGAUUUUUGUAAAAUUAUUAGAAAAUUUUUGUAAUUUUUUUUUUUUUUUUGUAUAUAAAAAGAUUUAGAAUAUUAAAAAAAGAAAAUAAUU